UGUAGCGGGAGCGCGCAAUGCUCGAGUAUGAGCGCUAGCACUGAUUAGUAGAAAAGCCCUAGGAGUUGUGGUAGGCGUGAGACGGGGGGACAAGAUUGGGGUUUAUUUCUUUCUUUUUUAAAAAAAAGAAGUGGGGGAGUAUGGUUUUUUGAACUCCGCAGUGGUAAAGCCCAAUGGGAAUGGUGUGAGCAGAGAUUACCGUGUCGGGAGUGAGGGGUUUUGUACGGCUUUUCCCACCGCUGCAUUUGCACUCCAUCCAAAGAGAGUCCGGCGGCGCAGAGGCAGCAUUCAGCCGGGAGCUGAGGCUUGACUUGUGAUGUCUUGAGGUCGUCUCCUGAGGCCCCUUGAAGGAGGUGCUGCAGGCGCUGAUGGGAACUGCUGCUCCAAUAUGAACCUUCAUGAUGUUGGAGGUAGGCGACGCUUUGAGGACCCGGAGUUCACCCUGCGGAUCUACCCGGGAAUCAUUGCCGAGGGCACCAUCUACUGCCCUGUCACGGCCCGCAAGAUCACCACGGCGGCCGAAGUCAUCAGCCAUGUCAUCGACAAGCUGCAGCUUGACAGGACCAAAUGCUACGUCCUUGCUGAGGUGAAGGAGUUUGGCGGAGAAGAAUGGAUCCUCAACCCCACAGACUGCCCUGUCCAGCGCAUGAUGCUGUGGCCCCGCAUGGCCCUGGAGAACCGCUUUGGUGGAGAGGAUUACCGCUUCCUGCUCCGGGAGAAGAACCUGGACGGCUCCAUAGACUACGGGAGCCUGCAGAUGUGGCUCCAAGUGACAGAGGAACGUCGGCGUCUGGUCGAGCGGGGCUUCCUGCCGCAGCCACCGCAGAAGGACUACGAUGACCUGUGCAACCUGCCCAACCUCAACGAAAAGACACUUCUGGACAACCUGCGUGGCCGCUUCAAACAGGAGAAGAUCUACACCUAUGUGGGCAGCAUCCUCAUUGUCAUCAACCCCUUUAAGUUCCUGCCCAUCUACAACCCCAAGUACGUGAAGAUGUAUGACAACCACCAGCUGGGCAAACUGGAGCCACACAUCUAUGCAGUGGCCGAUGUAGCGUACCACGCCAUGCUGCAGAGGCAUCGCAACCAGUGUAUUGUCAUCUCCGGAGAGAGCGGCUCGGGCAAGACGCAGAGCACCAACUUCCUCAUACACCACCUGACCGCCCUCAGCCAGAAGGGCUUUGCCAGUGGGGUGGAGCAGAUUAUCCUGGGGGCCGGACCUGUGCUGGAGGCAUUUGGAAACGCGAAGACGGCUCACAAUAACAACUCGAGCCGCUUCGGCAAGUUUAUCCAAGUGAAUUACCAGGAGAGCGGCACCGUUGGCGGAGCUUAUGUGGAGAAGUACCUUCUAGAAAAGUCGAGGCUGGUUUACCAGGAGCACAAUGAAAGGAACUACCACGUGUUUUACUACUUGCUGGCAGGAGCGAGUGAUGAAGAGAGGCUCAUGUUCCACCUGCAAAAGCCAGAGGAGUACCACUACCUCAACCAGAUGACACAGAAAGGCCACACGUCGCAUUGGGGAAAUCACUGUGAGAGUGAAGCGGACUGCUUCACGGUGGAAGGAGAGGACCUGAAGCAUGACUUCGAGCGGCUGCAGCUGGCAAUGGAGUUGGUGGGCUUCCUACCCACCACACGUAAACAGAUCUUUUCUCUGUUGUCCGCUAUCCUUCACUUGGGGAAUAUCCGCUAUAAGAAGAAGACAUAUCGGGAUGACUCCAUUGACAUCUGCAACCUGGACGUCCUGCCCAUUGUGUCCCAGCUGCUCGAGGUUAAAGAAGAGAUGCUGUUUGAGGCCCUGACCACUCGGAAGACCGUGACGGUGGGCGAGAGGCUGAUCGUGCCCUACAAGCUGGCUGAGGCUGGCACCGUGCGAGACUCGAUGGCCAAAUCCCUUUACAGUGCCCUGUUUGACUGGAUCGUGUUCCGGAUCAACCACGCCCUGCUCAACAACAAGGACCUGGAGGAGAGUGCCGAGAUCCUGUCCAUUGGUGUGUUGGACAUUUUUGGCUUUGAAGACUACGAGAGCAACAGCUUUGAGCAGUUCUGCAUCAACUUCGCCAACGAGAGACUCCAGCACUACUUCAACCAGCACACUUUCAAGCUGGAGCAGGAGGAGUACCGGUCCGAGGGCAUCGCCUGGCACCACAUCGACUACAUCGACAACACGGGCUGCAUCAGCCUCAUCAGCAAGAAGCCCACGGCCUUGUUCCACCUGCUGGAUGAAGAGAGCAACUUCCCCCAGGCCACCAAUCAGACCCUGCUGGACAAAUUCAAGAGGCAGCAUGAGGGCAACAGCUACAUCGAGUUCCCGGCUGUCAUGGAGCCCGCUUUCAUCAUCAGGCACUAUGCUGGGAAGGUCAAGUAUGGCGUGAAGGACUUCAGGGAGAAGAACACAGACCACAUGCGGCCUGACAUUGUGGCCCUGCUGAAGAGCAGCAGAAAUGCCUUCAUCUGUGGCCUCAUGGGUAUUGACCCAGUAGCCACGUUCCGCUGGGCCGUGCUGCGCGCCUACUUCCGUGCUGUGGUAGCCUUCCGGGAGGCGGGCCGCAGGUUCACGGGGAAGAAGCCUGGGCAUGAUGAUGCUGCUCCAUGUGCAGUUUUGAAAAGUGUGGAUAGUUUUAGCUUUCUGCAGCACCCUGUGCAUCAGAGGAGCUUAGCCAUUCUGCAGAGGUGCAAAGAGGAGAAGUACAGCAUCACCCGGAGGACCCCUCGAAGCCCGCGGUCGAACCUGCAGAGUGCCAACACGCUCAAUGAGAAAGCACCAAGGGACACUUUGGGUGUGGGACGGAAUGGCCGGUCCAGCAGGCAGAGCCGGCUACCCUCCUCGGGUCCUCUGCUGGAAGAUGAUGGCAUCUUCGUCAACUCCACUAGCAGCAGGCUGCUGGAGAGAGCCCAUGGCAUCCUCAUGCGGAACAGGAACUACAAGACGAAGCCAUGCCUUCCGAAGCACCUCCUGGACAUCAAGUCUCUGAAGUACCUGAGUGGCCUGACGCUGCAGGACCGCAUCACCAAGUCCUUACUCCACCUCCACAAGAAGAAGAAGCCCCCCAGCAUUAGUGCUCAGUUCCAGGCCUCUCUGAACAAGCUGAUGGAAACGCUGGGCCAGUCUGAGCCCUACUUUGUGAAAUGCAUCCGUUCCAAUGCAGAAAAGCUGCCCCUCCGCUUCAGCGAUGGCCUGGUGCUCAGACAGCUGCGCUACACCGGCAUGCUGGAGACCGUGCGCAUCCGCCGCUCAGGAUACAGCAUCAAAUACUCCUUCCAGGACUUUGCUCUUCACUUCCAUGCACUUCUGCCAGACACCUCCAACAUCACCCCGCAAAGCAUGAGAUCCUUCCUGCAGCAGGCCAGCCUAACCCUUGAUGGAUACCAAGUGGGCCACACCAUGGUGUUCCUCCGGGAAGCAGAGCGGCAGCGGCUACAGGACUUACUGCACCGGGAGGUUCUGCGGCGGAUCGUGACCUUACAGCGCCGCUGGCGAGCUGUGCUGGAGAGGAGGCGCUUUCUCGUCAUGCGGCUGGCGGCGUGCCUGAUCCAGCAAUGGUGGCGCAGUCGGCGGCUGCAGGGUGCCGGGGGGGCAGCGGGCUCAGACCGCGUCCUCUGCGCCGCACUGUGCCUGCAGGCUGCCUGGAGGGGAUUCAGGCAGCGGCGCCGAUUCCUGAUCUGGCGGGAGGCGGCUCUGGUCAUCCAGAGGAACCUGCGGCUGUGGAGGCGCCGGCGAGCCGAGGCGGCGAGUGCCAUCCAGGCAGCCUGGCGCGGUCACAGGCAGAGGGAGCGCUAUCUGAGGAUGCGGGGCUCCGUGCUGCUCCUGCAAGCCGCAGCGAGGGGAGGCGCAGUGAGGAGGAGGUUUAAGGAUCUGAAAGCCCAGAAGCUGAGAGGGAGGCAGCUACAGAACAGACUCGAGCCAGAAGGUGAGGUCCUGGCCACCACUGGCCUGGAUCUUAGCACAUGGGAGGAGCGCUUGUGCCAGGAACGGGAGUGGGGCCCCCAGGGGUCUGAUGCCGCCAUGGCAGGCACCCAGGAGCAGGCGGAGGAGGAGGAGAGGGUCACAGGCUGGGAAGCUACAGCAGGAGCUGCGUCAGCUGGAGCGCUGGUGAGGAAAGAGAUGGUUCAGGUGUCGGAGGAUCCCAGCCAUAAGACCAGGGUCAAGCGAGAGAAACGAAGGAAAAGGGAGCUGGAGCAGGCGAAGUUUAGCUUAAAGCUGCUGAAGGUGAGGUCUACAGGGGCUCUGUCACCAUCUGAGGAGAGGAACUGGCCUUCUGAAAGGUCUACAGAACCCCUGUCACCAUCUGAGGAGCAGAACUGCCCUUCUGAGAGGUCUACAGGGGCUCUGUCACCAUCCGAAGAGAGGAACUGGCCUUCUGAGAUGGCAUCAGUGGAUAUCCACUCACCUCAGGGAACUCCUGAGAGUCACAAAGAGAACUUUGAGCUGCACAGUACAGAUGACUAUCCUAAAAACCUGCAUGUCACUGUGGAAGUGGAAGGUACCAGCUCUCCUACUGUGAUCCCUGAGCAGACGCAAAGCAGUCCAACAUCUCCAAAUCCACCAGGACCUGUCAGUUCAGAUGGAUUCUCCACUGGUUUCAGGGCAGACUUCAUGAGUAUAGGUCCUUCUCCCAAAAUAGAAAACAACCUUCCAACCUUCUACAUCCCGCCCCAUGAGAAACCCAUCACGGACGCCUCUCCUGCCAUGCAGCAAGCAGAAGUAGCAAAGCACCUUAAAGAGAUGAAGGAACCUUCUCAGAAGCCCUUGGUGGUGCUCAUCAGCAUGCAGAAAGAUUCAUCACUCUAUGGCGGUCAGCAGAAAGCAGCCGAGCUCCGGGACAGAUCUGCCCAGACGAGCCCGUGCACUCCUGCGGCAGAGGACUCCAACCGCCAGACCGUCCUCGAGAGGCUGGAGAAGAUGAAUGAAGAGAAGGAGGAGCGCCUGAAGCAGCAGCAGCAGCAGAAAGAGAGGGAGAUGAUGGAGCAGAUCCGACAGCAAACGGAGAACCUCAAGAAACAACGCAAGUGCUAUGCUCAGUAUGAGAGGGACCUUCUGGAGAACCAGCGGGGGAAGGCUUUGCUGAAGAUCGAGCAGAGCAGACAACGAGGUUUGGCACAGGAACCUGCAGGUCGCAAGCCCGAGAGGCCAGGCCAUCUCCACUUGUCUACAUGUGUGCCCGGUGUGGAUAUCCAGAUGAGCGAAAACCUCAUAUGUCAUGAAAAGCAGCCUCCUCCGCAGACUAGCCUAAAUCAACCAAUCCCAUCCUUGGAAGGAAGGGCCAUGAUGGAUGGGUGGGCACCCAAGCUGACCCUGGACCUGCAGGAGGGUCUUCCCAGAGGGAGGCCACACAUUAAAGUUCCCAUCCAGGGCUUGAACACAGCCCCCAAACCAACAAACAUCUUCUUCACACCAAAAGACAACAAGCUGACUGUCUCCAAGUCCGAUAAGGACAUUGCCAAUCAGGAGAGGUCCAAGGCUUUCCAAAAGAAUGAAGGGCUCAGCAGCUCCAGGUCCUCCAAGGGGCUGAAAGGACGUGAGGUCGCCACAGCUGGCCAUAAAAAGAGAGCCCGCAUGGCACGGACACGCUCCGACUUCCUGAGCCGGGGGUCACACUCGGGCGACUCGGAGGAGGAUGAGGGGGGUGACUGCCUGUCCCCGCCCCCUCUGUCCCCCCGUGUGCCCCCCCCAGAGCAGGACACUGAGGGGGAGGCGGCUGACAGUCAUCUCAGUGACUCAGAAAUGGCAUCGUCGGCUGGUGGGAAUCAGAAGAAAAGCCAUAAAGCGGCAUCCUCAGGGGAUCUGGCCCAAGUGGACUCGCUGAGGACGAGCUCCCAUGCGGACGGCAGGAUGAGAGGCAAGAUGCGGUUCUGGGGGAAAAUGAAGCAGAGUGAAAAGAAGGCGAUCAGACCCCUGGCCAGUACUGCUGAUAUAGCAGGGGGGGACCUGACGGACACUGGGCUGUUCAUGGGAGAGGGGCCGCAGCCUGCGUCCCCCCCCCACAGCCCCACGCUGCCCGGCGAGCGGGGGAAGGAGUUCAAGGACAACAAGGAGCCAUCGCCCAAAAUGAAGCGGAGGCGCAGCGUGAAGAUCAGCGGCGUGGCCCUGGAGCCUGCCGCCUGGCAGAACGACGCCCUGCAGAUCCUCACCAGCGCCGCUGAUUACCGCAGCAUGAACGACUUCCUCAUGAAGAAGAUCAAUGACCUGGACACUGAGGACAGUAAGAAAGACACCUUAGUGGAUGUGGUCUUCAAAAAGGCUCUCAAGGAGUUCCGCCUGAACAUUUUCAACUCCUAUUCCACUGUUCUGGCCAUGGACGAUGGGAAGUGCGUUCGCUGCAAAGACCUGUAUGCGCUCUUCGAGCAAAUCCUGGAGAAGACCAUGCGGCUGGAGCAGCGGGUCUGGGCCGAGUCUCCCGUCAAAGUGUGGGUCAACACUUUCAAGGUGUUCCUGGAUGAGUUCAUGACGGAAUACAAACCUCUGGACAGCGCGGCUAGCAAGGUGGCCAAGCCUGACCGGAAGAAGAGGAGGAAGAAGGAUGCAGAUAUUGUUGAGGAGCACAGUGGUCACAUCUUCCGGUCUGCGCAGUACAGCAUUCCAACCUACUGCGAGUACUGCUCCUCCCUCAUCUGGAUGAUGGACCGGGCCUGCGUCUGCAAGCUGUGCCGCUAUACCUGUCAUAGGAAGUGCUGCUUGAAGACGACAACCAAAUGCAGUAAAAAGUACGAGCCUGAGCUGACCUCGCGGCAGUUUGGCGUAGAGGUGACACGGCUGACCAAUGAUGAGAGGACCGUGCCCCUGGUCGUGGAGAAGCUCAUCAACUACAUCGAGAUGCACGGCCUCUACACUGAGGGCAUCUACAGGAAAUCAGGGUCCGCUAACAAGAUCAAGGAACUGAAGCAGGGGCUGGACACUGAUGUGAACAGUAUGAAUCUGGACGAGUACAACAUCCACGUCAUUGCCAGCGUCCUGAAGCAGUGGCUCCGUGACUUACCAAACCCACUCAUGACCUUCGAACUGUACGAGGAGUUCCUUAGAGCCAUGGGUCUGCAGGACAGGAAGGAGGUGAUUCGGGGCAUCUACUCCGUGAUCGACCAGCUCAGCAGAACUCACCUCAGCACCCUAGAGCGCCUGAUCUUUCAUUUGGUCAGGGUUGUUCUGCAGGAGGAGACCAACCGCAUGUCUGCCAACGCCCUGGCCAUCGUCUUCGCCCCCUGCAUCCUGCGCUGCCCCGACACCAUCGAUCCACUGCAGAGUGUGCAGGACAUCAGCAGGACUACCGCAUGUGUGGAACUAAUCAUCGACGAGCAGAUGAACAAGUACAAGGCCAGACUUAAGGACAUUAGCAGCUUGGAGUUCGCCGAGAACAAGGCCAAGAGUCGGCUCACCCUCAUCCGGAGAUCAAUGAAACCUGUACUUAUUGCCGUUAGGUUUAUGAGCAUGAGCCGCACUGUGGCCUCGGGCAAGGGGCGGCAUCGCCGGGGCAGCCAGCACGUGCCCUCUCCUCCCGCAAGCCCACGGCCCGAACCAGUGCCACAUGUGCCUGAAGAGCCGGGGCCAGAGGAGGGGCCAGAGGAGGGGCCCGGGGACAGCGAGCUGGCGGAGCAGCAGAUUGCCAUGCAGCAGGAGGAGAGGGUGCUGACUGAGCAGAUCGAGAACCUCCAGAAGGAAAAGGAGGAGCUGACCUUCGAGAUGCUCACUCUGGAGCCCCGCGCGUCCGACGACGAGACCCUGGAGUCUGAGGCCUCCAUCGGCACUGCAGACAGCUUGGAGAACCUGAACGUUGACUCUGAGGAAGCCGUCUCGGACUACUCCGACAGAAACCAAAUGGGUCCUCCUGCCAGGCCAAGGAAGGUGGCGGGACGAGGCCGGCGUGUCCUGAGGCGGCAGCCCGAAUCCCUGGACUCCACCGAUUCUGGCUCCACGGCCUCCUCCUACCCAUGUCCUCCUGGUGCCUCGCACCACCUUCACCUCCGCUCCGAGUCACCCUUGUCUGACCUGUUUCGCUCCUCUCGGCUCGGAUCGGCCUCCCUCGGCCCACACCGGGAGAACGAGUCGAGGCCUCUCUACAUCAGCCACGGCACCUACAGCGCGGAAAAGGGCCGGCUGAAGCUGAAGGCUGCCAAGAUAUCCCCCAAGAAACCGGAGCAGAAGCCCCUGAGGAGGCCGGCUCUGGUGGGGGGCAAGACGCAUCGCAGCAGCUCCUGUACGGCAACAGCGAAUUCAUGGUGUGACAGACGCUAAGUGCAAAGCUGCUCGGCUCAUCAGUUCAUCAGCAUCAGCACUCCCCCCUCAGUUAUCCACGUCAGCAGAAAGCAGAAGUGAUUGAGUGUUGCAGCACCACUCUGUUCAGAGGGAGGGGUCAGAGGGAGGGGUCAGCAGACCCGCCCUUUAAGGUCUCUGUCGUGGGCCUUGAUUGACAAGAUCAGCCACAGCAGUACUUUUGCACCCCAAAGCUCAAUCCACCCCCCACUGGCAGCGGCAGUGAGGAGUGGGGUGGCAUGACGUGUCACACAGUGAUAUGGCUUGUCGGGGGCACCACAUCGGGGGGGGGGGCUGGAUAAUGCAGCACUGCAGAGCCAACGGACGGGCAGGAUGCGUGAACAAAACACACAUGCAGCUGCAACAGAGGGCUCAGAUAAUUCAGUGAAGUUUGAUAAUUCAGUGAAGGAUAGGUAACUAUCCUGUUACACUUUCCACAUCAUGAAAAGGUAUCUAUGUACAUGUAUAAAAUGUGAUAUACGUAUGAAUAUGAAGCUGGAACCCCAGUAGCUACUGGGUAGUUAGAGGCAAACAGUUACCUGUGGCAAAUCAAUCAUAUUUUUGAAGGUAUAGAUUUUUUAAACGACUCACUCUUCUGUGUCCGUGCUGCUCUUUGCUUCCGUGGGGGGGCAAGGGGGGAUCUAGGGACCAGCUUAGCUUGUCCUUUACAGUCACGGUUCCCCUACAAAACCACAUUUACUCUUAUGCUCCCUACUGCAGUAAAUGUAAUAGCCCUGUUUCACAAGAUGCCUUUUCCUCUUGGUUUCACCCUAAAAUACCCUUUGAGGUAUCAGUGUUAAAGUAACCAAAUAAGGACUUGAAUUUCAUCAUCAUUAUCAUGAUCAUUUCCAUUGUAUGUGUUCCUGGUUUUUACUGUCAUGUCUAUGGGUGUAACUUUCUGUGUGUGCGAUGAUUGUGUGGAACUGGGAGGUGGUCUCCAGGACCGUCCCCUUGUGUGGACCUGGGAGGUGGUCUCCUGGACCAUCAACUUGUGUGGACCUGGGAGGUGGUCUCCAGGACCGUCCCCUUGUGUGGACCUGGGAGGUGGUCUCCUGGACCGUCAACUUGUGUGGACCUGGGAGGUGGUCUCCAGGACCGUCCCCUGGUGCACCAGUGGUCAGAUUGAACUCAUUUUUCACCUUGCUUUCUUCUGCCCAGUCAAAUGCCACCUCAGCCAAUGGGCAUGGCCACAGUGGUAAGGCUGCUCAGCACCUGCAGUAGUGUCACACAGUCACUUAUGGCCCUGGAGCAGGCACUGUCCCUUUAGCCUGACGAGCGGGUGGCUCUCUGGGAGUCACUGCCUGUCUGCAUGGCGUCAGGCGGACUCGAGCUAAGGCUAGCCUUAUGCAGGCACUGUCCCUUUAGCCUGACGAGCGGGUGGCUCUCUGGGAGUCACUGUCUGUCUGCAUGGCGUCAGGCGGACUCCAGCUAAGGCUAGCCUUAUGCAGGCACUGGGAUACUGGCUGGCAUGUUUACUGUGGCAGCACCGCUGUGCUGCCCAGUCCGGCAUCCGCCUUGAGGCCUCCGGCACCCAACUGCCAGCCGCAGCCCUGCUGCCUUCUAUCUGCACAAGCAGUUAAUUUAGUCUUCUUCGAUCUAGACUGACGUUUCUCCAUUGUAACUCUAAGUACUACAUCACUAUUGGAGCGGGAGCUGAGAAGAGUAUUUGUCUGUAUGCUGCACAUGAAAGGUAAUCGAAUACUGAAGCCAGUGUAUCUCAAUAUUAAAGCUACUAUCAUUGUUACUGUUUAGACUGACAAUGUGUCCAGCAGUCUUUGCCAUCUGUAGAUCCAAUAGAAGCCCCAGUAACCUCAAAGCGCCUCAAAUGGUGAGCUUGUGUACGCAGGAUGAUGUCACCUGUGCAAUACUCUUAUGUGAAUUCUGCUAUUUCAAAGAGAGAUGCACAUAUUGUAGGUUACUACUGUUAGAUGUACACUAAAGCUUGUGUGUCUGUUUCUAGACAAACUCACAUGUGGUUCUAUUCUUCAUGGCAUUCUGCUGGUAAUACGCCACCUUUUCGAGGACCAAUCAGGUCGUGCUUAUGUGUAGCCACACCCACACUCCUCCCUCGGACAUUAGUAAGGCCUUUAACCCAUAAUCACUCUAGCUUGCAUUUGGGGGGGAUAACUUGGUGGUUGUGUAUACUCACCAUAUACUGUGGGAAAAACUAUUUUGUACUUCAUUUAUUUUUCAUCAAAUGCAACUGGAAGAAAAAAGUCAGUCUCUCUCAUAUAAAAAAGGAAUCUUGGGCUUUUGUGAUGCUCUUACCUCCUCGGACGGCCUUUAGCCCCUCCUGCAGCAGCGUGUGUCGUCGUGGUGUUCAGCGCUGGCUCUGUGCCGGCCUACGCAGCCGGCCUGGCAGGACGCAGUCGCCUUUCACUGCUGCUACACCUGCUGGGGCGUCGAAGGGCCGCACAGCGCUUCCUCUUUGCAGGCUAAUGAACUGAAGCUGAUGAUGCUCUGAGUCGUUAUGCUUGGCAUCCUGCAAAGGUGAAUGAACUAAUCACUGGAAAAAGGGAUGCUCUGCUAUACAUUUUAUGUGUGUGUAUGUAUACAAAUAUACACAUGCAUAUAUACAAUACAAAUUAAUAAUUUAAUAAUUAUGCUUUAGUGUACAUCUGAAAAUUGACCUGAUGUAAAAGGAUAUAUUAUCCUGUACCACCCUAUAUAUUUAUAUAUAAAGUAUUCAUGUUAAAAGUGUUUAAUGCCACAUCACAUAAGAUUGUGUAAAUGACGCAAUCCAGUUUCAGCUUUGUAUUUCAAUGUCAGCUGUUCAGGACCGAGUCAUAUGUAUAAAGUGCAAUUUGUGUAAUAUUUCUUUUAAAAUGUUUAUCGCUGUACAAACGAGUUUAUGAUCAAAUAAUCAUCAGCUUAUUAAAAAGAACUUGAAAUGAA
Molecule: messenger RNA, 11137 nt
Organism: Brienomyrus brachyistius
Lineage: Eukaryota; Metazoa; Chordata; Actinopteri; Osteoglossiformes; Mormyridae
Gene: myo9aa
Product: myosin IXAa
Exons: 45
Coding region: 389-8224 (2611 amino acids)
Biological process (GO): positive regulation of GTPase activity; intracellular signal transduction
Cellular component (GO): myosin complex
Molecular function (GO): microfilament motor activity; protein binding; GTPase activator activity
Source: RefSeq, a predicted model, not a curated record